Messenger RNA from Galeopterus variegatus (Sunda flying lemur), 1383 nucleotides. RefSeq names its product HOP homeobox (gene HOPX). The transcript has 3 exons. The record is from RefSeq and is a predicted model, not a curated record. Gene Ontology annotation, molecular function: DNA binding. Gene Ontology annotation, cellular component: nucleus. Gene Ontology annotation, biological process: regulation of transcription by RNA polymerase II; cell differentiation. NCBI's taxonomy places the organism in Eukaryota, Metazoa, Chordata, Mammalia, Dermoptera, Cynocephalidae. Bases 446 to 667 code for a protein of 73 amino acids.
CAGACCUAUGUUUGAAAUGAGGCAACAUCUAACUGGAAGCCUGUUCAAAAUAAGGAAGCUGGUGAAAGGGUCCAGGGUCCCGUUUCUCUUCCCCUUCUUCUCUCAGCCACAUCUUUCACCCAAUCUUGGUAAAGAGUCUUACUUGGCUAAGAAAGAAGACAAGGAGGAAAAGGUAGUGGCAAGAAAGUUCACGAAACUCUCAAAAGUCACCGCCUGAGUAUCAAACCUGAAUAACCAGGAGAGAUGUAACUUCGGCAUGCUUUCAGUCGCCUCCCUCCUGCCCACGCUGCAGGUUUUUCAGGUCUGCUUGAGCGUGCACUCACAGGCGUAAAUAAACGUGCUAUCAGCAGCCUGCGUCAGCCAGCCCAGCUAUUUAAGCAGGCUGGCAUCAGCAAACGCGGCUUCCAGACCCAGGGCUUGCCUUUGCCACCUCCACCCCGGGACCAUGUCGGCGGAGAGCGCGAGCGGCCCCACGGAGGACCAGCUGGAGAUCCUGGAGUACAACUUCAACAAGGUGAACAAGCACCCGGACCCCACCACGCUGUGCCUCAUCGCCGCCGAGGCCGGCCUCUCCGAGGAGGAGACCCAGAAAUGGUUUAAGCAGCGCCUGGCUCAGUGGCGGCGGUCAGAAGGCCUGCCCUCAGAGUGCAGAUCUGUUACAGACUAAGGAGACGACCACAGACAGCUUUGCUCCAUGAAGAACAUCUGCUGUGUCUCUCCUCAGCUUAACCACUUUGGUUUCUCAGUAGUGUUGUAUGUUACAUUGUUAGCUGUCCUGCUAUUUAACACACUGUUGUAUUUUUUUAAUGUACAUAACUAGAAAAGAAAAUAACAGUAGGAAGCCAUGUGCAGCUUCUGGGUAAAGCAGUGGCUUGGCCGGGAAAGUGGUGUGCCUUGCAUUUUCCUUCUGGCAUGAUGACAGAUGGUAUGAAAACCAUCUAAGUUUGCUUUUGACUGUCCCCUCCCAGUAACAAUUUGCUUUCACCAUCCAUUUCAGAGCAAGCAAGGCCUCUGUUGAAAAGAUAACAUGACGGAGAGGGGAAAACAUUUCCUUCUGAAUCUACUUUCCUAAGUUGUUUUCCUUAUGUUUCAUUUAAUACAUUGAUGGUUGAGUGAGAAUACAGAGGGGUAAUUUGAGUCAUUCAAAUUUCAUAAAAGUGUUCCUUAGAUUAUAGCUGUAUUCACUUGGAAAGAACCCAGUUAGGCUAGAAGACAAAAAUCUCCAACUGACAGAAAAGCAAGUAAUUAAGGAAAAAUCCACCAAAACUUUUGAAUUUACCUUAUUUAAAUGUAUUUGUUAAAUUUAUUUUGCUAAAUAAAAUGAACAGUCUUUUGUCUCUACAAUGAUAUUCUAAAUAAAACCUUAACUUUUUGUUGAAAAUG